Molecule: messenger RNA, 1344 nt
Organism: Camellia sinensis
Lineage: Eukaryota; Viridiplantae; Streptophyta; Magnoliopsida; Ericales; Theaceae
Product: ENTH/VHS family protein
Biological process (GO): endocytosis
Cellular component (GO): endosome; clathrin vesicle coat; plasma membrane
Molecular function (GO): clathrin binding; phospholipid binding
Source: RefSeq, a predicted model, not a curated record
UAGUGAAGAAGAAGAACAAGAAGAAGAAGGAGAACACAACACACAUCGUGUCCAUUACUCACACUCUUCUUUGAAUUUGUCACCCCCACACCAAAUACCAAUUCACCAAGUGUCCCUUUCUUUUCUAUACUCCCACAUUAUUUAUUUUCUUCUGAUUACAUAAGCAUUACUUGGUUGCAUCGAAGGUUCUUUCUUUCUCUUUCUUUAGCUUUUAUAUUCCGAGAAAAUGUCAAUCCUAAGCGGCAGCAACAACAGUGGCAACAUGGGUGCCCCGUUUUUCCAUGAAUUCAAGAAGCAAGCUUCCUUCUUCUUCAAGGAGAAGAUCAAGACUGCCCGGUUGGCUCUGACCGAUGUUACCCCAGCUCAAUUAUUGACUGAGGAAGCUACCAAUGGAAAUCCAUGGGUUCCUGAAACCCGUAUCCUGAAGAUCAUAUCAAAGGCUGCUUUUGAAGUUGAUGAUUACUGGAGAAUUGUGGAGAUUCUGCACAAAAGAUUGGCUAAAUUUGAUAAAAAGAACUGGAGAUCUUCAUACAAUGCUCUGAUUGUUCUAGAACACUUGUUGACCCAUGGACCAGAGAGUGUAUCAGAGGAGUUUCAGACUGACAGAGAUGCUAUCUCAGAGAUUGGAAGCUUUCAACAUAUUGAUGAGAAAGGAUUCAAUUGGGGCCUCAAUGUCAAGAACAAAACAGAGAGAAUCUCAAAGCUACUUGAAAGGGGUCCUCUUCUCAGGGAAGAGAGGGACCGUGCUCGGAAACUGACCAGAGGGAUCGAAGGAUUCGGAAGCUUUUGCCACAGAACUUCUUCAGAAUCAAAUUCUGUUACAUAUGGAAGGUGCAAUUCUCAAUUCAACAAUCACGGAAAUGAGGAAGAUCAGUUUUUGUCCUCGGAGAACGAAGAUUUGAACAAGAAAAUGGAGAAUUCAGAGUCUUGGAACUGUUCUGGUGAUGCUCAGAUGGUUGAAAAUUCAGGCGCUCGAGCGAGUUUCAAAGAGAAUUUGGCUCCGAAAAUGGAGUUGAAACCUCUUUUGGAUGGUGAGAAAGAUGAUCAUCAGAGAGUUGGAGUGUGUGGAGAAGAUAAUCACCCAUUCAAUGACACCCAGAUUCAAGCUGCUGUGUCUCUGCUUUCUAACACAGAUCAACAACUACUUUUGCAAGCAUGUUGAGAGUUGAGACUUGUGUAGAACUGAGAGAUGGAAGUAGUUAUCUUGCCUACUAAUUUCUUUCACCAGAUCUUGUGCUAUUAGUAACAGUAGAUGUUUCUUCUAUCUGUCCUGUGUUCGAGUUUGUAAUCAGACUCUGUGGAUUGGAUUGCCAGUUUAAAUGAUUAGUCAUCUUAAGCAUCAAA